AUGUCACAGCUUGAUCCAAAAGUUUGGACUCAAAGCACUGCCGACAACGGUGAUACUGUCUAUUAUUGCAAAGUGUGCUGCGAUUCACGCGCCAGAAAGGCAUUCAAUUGCCCUGGACAUGAACGCACUAGCACUCAUCUUGCGGCACUAAGCCGGCAGCGGCAGCCAACACCAGCUAGUUCGACAAUCAACGAAGUCCGCGGUAAUCCCACGGCAUCCAUUUCCAACCACAGAAUCAUCGACGAUGCUUUGAGAGCUCUUUUAGUUUCCUCUUCGUCAAAUCCUCGCCAGCCUAUGUAUCACUUUGGCUGCCCUCCUCUUCAAUCUGGAACUUCACAUGCAACUCCGUCAUCCCCUCCUCUUCAAGCUCCAACCCAGUCUGGCCCAGUUUCUCCUCUUACCGGCUUUGACUGGAAUUUGUACGAGGCAACUCAAGGCAGUACAGAUCCUGACCAAGAAGAUGAGCCUACGCCUUGUAUACGUGUUCGUGAAGGCGUAUGUCAGUGGUUACUUGAUCUACUAGAUGGUGUUGAAGAAAAUGAUGACCCGGUAGGGGAUAUUUUGGUAGCCAGUGAGGAGUCGGACUCAAGUGCUGAUGAUCUCCCCGCUCGUCCUUCAGUCAAAAAGCGUACACGAACACAAAAUUUGGAUCCUAGGGAGCUGGAAGAAUGGUAUCCAUGGCAGGAUAAAAUUACAUGUUCUUUAGAUAUCUUGAUGCACUUGCCCCGUUCUGUGUUUUCGCGUAAACAACUUGAUUUAUUUUUGUGGAUUUUACGCGUGAACGAAGUUCGGAAUGUCCCCAGCAUCAAGACUAUGAAGACUCUAAAUUCUGCACUUCAAAAAAUGUGUGGCAUUGAUACUAUUCCAUAUACAAGCACCCGUGGCACAAAUUACAGCAUGAACAACAUAUCCCAAAUUCUUGCCCAGGAAAUGAGCAAUCCAAAAGUGCGACCGUACCUGAGCUUUUUCCCAGAAGACACCGGCAAGUCCAUCCAAGAAGCACGACAAGCUGCAAAAUGGUUGCACGAAAUAAUUCCUGAAAGAACGACACCCAUGAUACGGUUACACAAUGCUGACUAUUACAUUUUUGAGCCAACUAUGUUAAAAGAUGGCUCAUGUGUUAUUCCGUAUCGGUGGUAUGUCAAGAGCGGGCACAUGUAUGCGUGUUCGUGGGUCAUGGAAAAGGAAACAUCAGAAAAUGGAACGGUUGGAUGGGUUGUUCGGAAGGACCGUAUCCGAGAGGACCAACAUCCCGAGAUUGUGUCUUGGACACAUACGGAUCCUGCUACAGGUAAUCGCUGGAGAAAAUUGGCACAAGGUCACCGAACAGUGUGUCUUCCACUCUGGCUGUAUUGCGAUGACACAUCUGGCAAUCAGUCCAAGCAGUGGAACGAACAUAACAGCUACUUAUUUACCUUAGCUGGGUUGCCGCGUGACCAAUUGGCCAAAGAAUAUAAUAUUCACUUCAUAUGUACCUCAAAUGUUGCACGGCCUCUCGAAAUGUUGGAAGGAGUUGUUAACCAAAUAAAGUCAGCUCAAGAGACAGGUAUAUGGGCCUGGGACUGUGUAUAUAACGAAGUGGUGCUUGCGUAUCCAGCAGCAUUUGCUUUCUUAGGUGAUAACCCAAUGCAGAGUGAGUUUGCCUGCCAUAUAGGUAUGUGCGGCAAGCUGUUCUGUCGGGUAUGCUGGGCAAAGGGCCAGGACGGAAGUGAAACAAAUGUUGAUCUUUCUGACCUGUCCAAUGUUCCAGAUUCUAAUCAGUCACCAUUGUACAGUCCUGUUGCUUCAGAAAAUGGAGGCGAGAGCAUACCACACAGUCCAGCUACUUCUGAUCAUCAAGAUGAUGUAGCAGUCAGUCGAAAACGCAAGCCAGAAAGCAUGGAAUCAAUGGUCAAACGUAUUACAGCUUUUUUAGAGACUGGCAGGUUGCGAUGCAAACAAGAGACUAUACAAAUAUUGCAGUCCUAUCUCAAUUUAGCAUCCAGUAUUGGCUCCAAAACCAAGCUCAAAACCGAGAAAACAAAGACCGGUAUCAAGGACACUUACCAGGAUUUCUUUCUUGAGAAGUUACUCACGUCGUACGCAAAGAAAAAGGGGCCGAUGGAAAAGCAAGCUGCGCUUGAUGAAGCAAUACAAAAUCUACCGGAUGAUAUUAUAAGCCCAAUUUGGGAUUUGGACGAAAUCGAUCCACAUCAAGACACACCAGUUGAAAUACUUCAUGUUGUUUUGCUGGGUUUUGUGAAGUAUUUUUGGCGUGACCUUGUUCAAAACCAGCUUAACGAUGAAGGCAAAAAGCUGUUAAUUCAGCGACUCAACAGCUUUGAUUAUGCUGGUUCUCUCACUGGCCGGGAUUUCCAAGCGAUAUCGCAAGUGGCACCUCAUGUCAUUUACGAUCUUGUUCCCACCAAUGUCUUUGACGCCUGGGUGUCGCUUUCAAGACUUGUUCCACUUAUCUAUCAGCCCAAAAUUGACGAUAUGGACAAAUAUCUUGUGAAACAUGUGCGACGGUUUGGUCCUGCAAUCAUAUUUGCUACUGAAUCUUUUGAAUCAUUCAAUGCAGUGAUUCGAGCUAAAAGUAUUCAUAGCAAUCGCCAAUCCCCAUCGCGAGACAUCGCCAUGGCUUUCGCCGAAGGCAAUCGUAUCCGACAUUUACUGAGUGGUGGGCUCUUUCUCCAGAAUCGCCAUCGUGACAUCCAGCAUACUACUGCCAGAGAUUGGCGAAGCAUUGGUCCAGGCCCGAACAGAAUUAUUGCCAUUGAUACAAUUAUUCCCAGCUAUCUUGGGCUAAUGGCUGCCACCGAUCCGUUAUUUUCAUCGGGACGAUGUAUAGUCGAUAAAACCCCUCCCAGGCCUCUUACGCAAACUCUUACUGGCACACUCCUUCCCAAUGUUGCCCUCGGAAACCACUCAUUUCAAACCUGCAAGCAAGUUCAACUCGAAAACGGCGAAAAUUGUGAACCAGGACAGUACGUUAUAGUGCAGGCACGUCAGCCCAAUGGCGCACCUCGAGCACCCUUUGUUGCCUGUGUUAAGGAAAUCGUACUGCAGCUGGGAUCAAGCAAUGGUGCCAAUGGAUAUCCCGAAGGCCUACUGUUGCAGUCAGUGUCUACAAACCAGGUUAACAGCAAGCUUCAAAUGCCUGCUCUGAUGCCUCUGGAAGAUACCUGGUCAUUCCUUCCUCUCUCGAAUAUCUUGUGCACUGUCAACGCGCCACAUGACUGCGCACAAUAUAACUGCACAGCGAGUGGUGUUCGAUAUGUGUAUCAAGAGCGCAAGGCAACAACCAUCAAAACUCCAGUCAUUGAACAUAAAGUCAACCCUGACCACCGUGUUCUUAAUAUGGGGCAGAUGCGCAAUUCUAUUCAUCUGCAGCAAUUUCGCGUUCCUGCACGACCGAUUCCUAACAAAUUGGAAACAAUACACGAAGCUGUUUCCCGUACUAUUGAUACACGAAAGGCGGCAGCAACCAGCGGUCGUGCCACACGAGGAAGGGAGAAAGCGGCUCAUAAACUUAAAGGGCAAGGCCACAGUCGACAUCGUGACAUAGGCCAAGAUCGACAGGCUAGUAUUCCUAGUGUGUCUCCCCUUUCGCCACUUCCAUCUGCACAGACUGCUGCUUCAUCAUUGCCACCACCCUCGCCAGUGGUUUCCCAGGCCCAGCCAUAUCCUUACUUCUUUUGGCCACCAGCACCCUCUAAUACAGCUUAUCCACAUUACAAUCGACAACCACAGCAGUACCAAGGGUAUACGAUGCCAUACCCUCAGCAUUGGGUUCCCAAUUCAUCAUCGUCGUGGGUUCCAAUGCCCCAUCUGCCGCCGCCAACUCAACACCCAGAUGGUCGUUAA
Psilocybe cubensis is the source of this 3846-nucleotide messenger RNA. RefSeq lists its product as uncharacterized. The record is from RefSeq and is a predicted model, not a curated record. The transcript is spliced from 13 exons. NCBI's taxonomy places the organism in Eukaryota, Fungi, Basidiomycota, Agaricomycetes, Agaricales, Agrocybaceae. The coding region runs from base 1 to 3846 and encodes 1281 amino acids.